CAAAAUGAUUGCCUACCUAACUUUGGCUGUGAUUGUGCAGAGUGCUUUCGCUGGAAAUCUUGUGGAAGUUCUUCAAAACGACGGGGAAACAACUUUAAUUGCUCUUGUACAGCAAGCAGGAUUAGCCGAUGCUCUGUUAGGAGGGGAAUUCACUAUUUUUGCUCCGACAAAUGCUGCUUUUGCCAAACUUCCACAAGCUACACUUGAUAGUCUUUCAAAGGACACCACAGCUCUGGCCAACAUUCUGAAAUAUCAUGUGGUCAAGGGAUCCAUCCACAAAGCUGAUGCUUCUAAUGAGCUUCAGUUGGAGACUCUGGCGGGAACCAAAAUCAGAUUCAACAUAUACAGCCAUAACCAUGUUGUGACAGUGGAAGGAUCCAAAAUAACCCACUUUGAUCUCACCGCAUCAAACGGAAUGGUCCACGUUAUCGACACCGUUAUGAUGCCCCCUGAAGGAAAUAUCGUCGACCUCGUGGCCGGCAACAGUGACCUCAGCACUCUCCUGUCAAAGGUGCAGACAGCUGGCUUGGCCGGAGCUCUACAAGGCGAUGGACUGACAGUAUUUGCACCAACAAAUGCAGCUUUCGCUAGACUUGGUAGUCACGUUUUGGACAACCUUAGAAGAAAUCCAAGACUUUUGAAAGGUACACAUUUUGGAAAAUUUUGA
Saccostrea echinata is the source of this 667-nucleotide messenger RNA. RefSeq lists its product as uncharacterized. Gene Ontology annotation, biological process: extracellular matrix organization; cell adhesion. Lineage: Eukaryota; Metazoa; Mollusca; Bivalvia; Ostreida; Ostreidae. The record is from RefSeq and is a predicted model, not a curated record. Gene Ontology annotation, molecular function: cell adhesion molecule binding. Gene Ontology annotation, cellular component: extracellular matrix. The coding region runs from base 5 to 667 and encodes 220 amino acids. The transcript has 4 exons.